Molecule: messenger RNA, 915 nt
Organism: Diaporthe batatas
Lineage: Eukaryota; Fungi; Ascomycota; Sordariomycetes; Diaporthales; Diaporthaceae
Exons: 2
Coding region: 1-915 (304 amino acids)
Source: RefSeq, a predicted model, not a curated record
AUGUUACAACUUGAAGAUGAGGAUGGCGAGAUUGCCGAGGAGGAUGAUGAUCCGAAUGAGGCAGAGCUCCUUAAAAUGUUCAAUGAGAAGUCCGGGCGCCAGUGUUAUAAGGAGCGACCCGACAUCUUCACCACGAAGGGCAAAUUCAAACGAGAAUUUGCGUACAUCGCAGCAGCCCAGGGCUCGAAGAAGCCAAAGCUUGGCGGUCCGGGCGGGUCGAAUGGCCGAAUCACAAACCGUCCAUGGGUCAAAGUCAUUGACUUGAAUGGCAACAACGUCCAGUGCGGCUUCGUCGAAACAACUGCCCACUCAUAUUCGCGACUUGUGUUGGUGUUUCCGCGUGCAAGUGGAGCGCCACCAACAUACGGGCUUUCGGGCAUGUUUGAGCGAGGAGCAGUCGCUGGGCGUGCCUUUGUCGCCCUUGAACCCUUGGUCCCGGCCCUCAUCAUCUCCAUCCCAAGGGCCCAGGUUGCCAGCAAGUGGCCUAUGAGCAAUACUAGUAAGGAGAAAGGCAGCAAGCUGGCCGAGAUGAUCCAAACCUUGGACGCCGUCCAACCCGGAGCGAGGGUUGACCUUGUGUCAAUUGGCAUUGAUGGGCUCACCACGGACGUCGCAAGUUUCUCGUGGCUCUUUGACAAGUGGGGGUCUCGGGUUGACAUCCGCCUGGUUUUCAUCGUGCCCGGCCAGUUCCCAGGCUCAGCCUCUGUGUUUCCAGUCCGGUCCAAUGGUAUCCGGUACGGCACGUUUGCCCUCAAGGAUGUGGUUGCGGCUGCUAGCAAGUCGCCGUCCGCGACAGACGGAUCCAAAGAGCUGCUGAGAAUCAUCGAACUGGUCCGGGAGAACAAGGAGGAGUCAUCUUAUGUCCUGGACGGCUGGACGAGCAAAUUUCCGGGUGUGUCCUUCAACAAAAUAUGA